This is a messenger RNA of Triplophysa dalaica, 3914 nucleotides long. It is a transcript of the gene ercc5, whose product is annotated as excision repair cross-complementation group 5. The transcript is spliced from 15 exons. Gene Ontology annotation, molecular function: DNA endonuclease activity; single-stranded DNA binding. Bases 572 to 3496 code for a protein of 974 amino acids. Lineage: Eukaryota; Metazoa; Chordata; Actinopteri; Cypriniformes; Nemacheilidae. Gene Ontology annotation, biological process: nucleotide-excision repair. Gene Ontology annotation, cellular component: nucleus. The record is from RefSeq and is a predicted model, not a curated record.
UUUCCUUUUUAAAUCAUGUCCUUACCCUUAAAUGUAUCACAUUUACGCCACAUCAUUAUAACCAUUAACAUUUUGGUAUUUUGCUGAACUUCAAUCGUUAAUUCUAAUACAUUUUAUUGUUGUAUUUUCCUGCGUGUUUUGCAGCAACACUAGGAGACCUUUAAUCCGUCUGUGAGCAGGUAUAAUGGGAGUUCAUGGACUGUGGAAGCUCGUGGAGAGCACUGGAAAACCCAUCAACCCUGAAACCCUGGAGGGGAAGAUUUUAGCUGUCGGUAUCCUGACCUGUACACCAUCUGCCGUUUCAUCUCACUUUACUGAAUAAAAAAACAUUUUCAUGAGCCCUGGGAUCCAUAACUGACCCAUCACAGAUAUCAGUAUCUGGCUGAAUCAGGCCGUCAAAGGUGUUAGGGAUCGAGAUGGAAACAGUGUUCAGAACGCUCAUCUCCUCACUCUCUUCCAUCGCCUCUGUAAGCUGCUGUUCUUCCGGAUCAAACCCAUCUUCGUGUAUGAUGGAGAUGCUCCGCUGCUUAAGAAACAGACGCUGGCGCUGAGGAGACAGCGGAGGGAGGACAUGACACAUGAGUCCAAACAGACCAAUGAAAAACUGUUCAGGACGUUUUUGAAGAGACAGGCCAUCAAAGCUGCUUUAGGGGAUUCAAGUCAGGAGGCAAUACCCAGCCUCUCCUCGGUGAGACGGGAUGAGGCAGAUGACAUGUAUGUCCUGCCUGCUCUUCCCAUCCAUGAGGAGAAAGAACAGAGCAGUUCAGAAGAGGAGAUGGAGAGAGAUGAAGAUGAAUCCGUGCAGCCCAACAGCAGAUUUCAUGAGAUCUAUGAAAACCCUGAUGCUGUCGACAUCAAUUCAGAGGAGUUUUCACUCAUGCCGCCGGAGGUGAAACAUGAAAUCUUGAAGGAAAUGAAGGAGUUCAGCAAGAGACGACGCACUCUGCAUCACAAACCUCCAGAAUGCUCAAGUGAGUUCUCGCAGUAUCAGCUGGCCGGCCUCCUGCAUAGAAACAAUCUCAACCAACGUUUGGAGGGCGUAGAGCAGGAAAUGAGUCAUCACAGCUCUGGGGGGGUGGAACAGCAGUUCGGAAAGGGGAAACAGCAGGACGUGGAAGUGCGACGUCUCGUCUCGGAGGAUUCUUCUCAUUACAUCCUGAUUAAAGGUUCUCAGAAGCGCGCAGAUGCCGUAGACAGCCAGCCGACUCCUGCACUUUGGUCCAGUACUCCGUGGGAGAGGAAGGAGAGACCGAAAGGCAAACCUGAGCCACUUUGGAAACCCAUCGCAGAUGAUGAGAACAAUCCUUCCUCAUCAUCAGAACAGACUGAGAGUCAGCAGCUGUCAGAAGGAGCUCCGCCAUCUCCCCGCACCCUGCAAGCCAUCCAGAGUGCCAUGAUGGACUCCAGCUCUGAUGAUGAUAAUGAAGCAAUCACAGUGAGGUCUCAUGACACACACAAUACAACAGGAACGGAAGAUAAGGAUGGAAGUGCGUCACCUCGAACUUUACGAGCCAUCCAGAGCGCCAUGAUGGACGACUCGGAACGUCCCAAAAACAGGAAAUAUAUUAUGUUGAGCAGCUCGGAGGAUGAGGAGAAACCGAUUGUUGCUGAUGAUCGAGGGAUCGCUGGAGAUGGAGGUGUAUCACCCAGGACUUUGUUGGGCAUUCAGGAAGCUUUAGGAGAUUGUGGACAUGAGGAACAGAAAAGCCUCACGGAGAGAGAGAAAACAGAAAUCAAGAGCACGGCUCUCCAAAGCAACGAUCAAAGGAAAGAUAUCUCCUGUUUAACUCCAGAUGUUUCCUCACGGACGGUGUCAAGCACACCUCAUGUUCUCGCUUCACGCUCUCAGCCCAAAAGCCCAGAAGACCGUAGAGAGCCAGAAUGGAUUUCAGAAGAUGAAAAAAAACUAAGUGCCUCUGAUCAAAAACAGGUUAAUGUUAAUGAAAAGGUUCAACUGAACAGAGAAAUUGUGGUGAAGACAGAAGAAGAAUCCAGCAGCUCCGAAGAGAGUUUUAUCGAGGUGUAUGAUGUAGAAGAACCUCGCACCAAAGCAGAAGAGCAAUCAGCCAAUCGGAGCACAUCAGAUGACGUGGAUGUGAAGGAGGCAGAGGAAGAAAAAGAGGAGACAGAGGAGGAAGAUCUCAGUGCUGGAAACAUCAGUCAGAUGAAGGCAUCAGAAAAUGAACCUGCCGUUGAAGAAUGGAAUCAGAUUGAUGUGGAGGAGCUUGAGCAGUUAGAGAGAGAUCUACAGGAAGAACAGACCAACCUGAAGCAACAACAACAGCAGCAGGAGAGAACCAGCUCCACAGUGACUGGACAGAUGUGUCAGGAGAGUCAGGAGCUGUUGCGAUUAUUCGGUGUGCCCUUCAUUGUUGCACCCACGGAGGCCGAAGCCCAAUGUGCCACGCUAGACCACCUGGACCAAACCCACGGCACCAUCACAGACGACAGCGACAUCUGGCUCUUCGGCGGCCGUCAAGUCUACAAGAACUUUUUCAACCAGAACAAGUAUGUGGAGCAUUACCAAUGCACGGACAUGCAGAAUCAACUGGGUUUGGAUCGGACCAAGCUGAUAAAUCUGGCCUAUCUGCUGGGCAGCGACUACACGGAGGGCAUCUCAGGUGUGGGUUAUGUCACAGGAAUGGAGAUACUGAAUGAGUUUCCCGGCACCGGCCUACAGCCUCUCUACGAUUUCAGUAACUGGUGGUCUGAGGUUCAGGAGAAGAAGAAAGUAACUGCCAAUCCCAAAGACACAAAAGUCAAGAAGAAGCUUCGAGAUCUUCAGCUUCAUCCUGGUUUUCCGAACCCUGUUGUGGCUCAGGCGUACCUCCAUCCCACCGUGGACCAAUCAGACACCUCCUUCAGCUGGGGCCGCCCACAGCUGGACCUCCUUAAGGAAUAUCCUUGUGUUUUACUUGCAUAUCAGUAUCUUUUCACAGCGCUGUAUUUUAUUUUACUGUUUUUCUUAACGCAUCUUAAGUUCUGUGCAAGCCGAUUUGGUUGGAACAGCAAAAAAACGGAAGAGAUUUUACAGCCAGUGUUAAAACAAUUUAACGCUCAACAGACCCAGCUGCGCAUCGAUUCCUUCUUCCGCCUGGAGCAGCAGGAGAGGCAGUGCAUACGCAGUCAGCGUCUGCGCAGAGCCGUCACCUGCCUCAAGAGAAAAGAAAGAGAGGAGGAAGAUGACGAGGAGCCUUCUCCAUCUAAAGCGGGCAAGGAUGAGAGUGGCAUACAGCUAGCACCGUUAUCAGGAGGGUUUAUAGGGUCAUCUGCUGACGUUCCGGAGGAGACAACGUUGGACGGGAAAGCCGGUGGAGUUACUCAGGACAGGAAGCAGGUGAUGAUGCGAGCGGAGUCCAGCAGCUCCAGCUCAGAGGAUGAGGCGGAGAGCGGGAGGAGUGUCGCUAUGGUUGUAGCGCGCUCUGCGUUCGAGGGGAAGACGAGAGGAAGAGGAAAGCGCACUGGAGGGAGAGGAAGGGGCAAAAAUAAGUCAUGAUUACGUAUUUGAGAUUGACUGAAUAUGAAGCGUAAUCAUGAAGUGUUUCGAGUUUUCAAAUAUCGUGUUGUGUAAAUUAUUAAAUGCGUAUUUGAAUAUGUAUUGUGAUGUAAUUGAGGUCAAGCAUUUGUUUGUGUCAAGAUAAAUAUGCCAACACAAUCUCAUCACACUAUUUUACUAAAUUGCUAAUUCGUAUAAUUUUGUACAAUCUGUUUUCGCCCAGUGACAUGAGAUUUAGUGAUGGGGGAAUCAUAAAUUUUUGUCCGAUUCACAUUGUACGAAUUUAUAUGAAAUUGACACUUCCUAAAAAAAGUCAUUUUUGCCAUAUCGUGUAAAGUCAUCAAAAUAUUACUUCCCAGGCGUAAAAUGUUGAUGUUUUUGGUAAAUAACAAUUAAAAAAACUAUAAAAUAAAGGAUC